AAAACGAACAGACGCGGUUAAAAAUGUCGGAAUUACUUGAUGAAGUGACAGCGGUCCUUGAGGCAACACGCCAGACCCAAGAUAAAGCGAUGGUCAAGAUACGCGACAUAUUGGAUAAGUCAAAUAGCACGCUGCUGCACAUCGAGUCACAAAAUAAUUUAAACAGUGCUUAUGCAAAUGAUUCCCAACAGCAAACAAACGUAUACAACUUGCAUCCAGAAUCUCAGCUGGCGCUGGUUAAGAUAUUUGAUAAUUUCCAACGAAUUAUGGGAAAAUACGACAAAUUGCAGAUCUAUAGUGCACACAACGAUUGCCUGGUCUACAGACAACGUUUGGAGAACCUUGAGAGCAGCGCGCGUAAGCUGGAGGUUCUUUACGCUACAGUUACCCAGAUGAAACUGGACAUGGAAAUGCACGAGCAGCAAAAACCAAUCGACCAAGAUGACAAAGAAAACACAGAUCCAGAAGAUUAACAAUCGCUUGCUUGAAUUUUAUUGGAUAUUGAAACGUAUAUUAAAUGCUAUUGUAACAACUAA
This is a messenger RNA of Drosophila busckii, 536 nucleotides long. It is a transcript of the gene msd1, whose product is annotated as augmin complex subunit msd1. The record is from RefSeq and is a predicted model, not a curated record. The transcript is spliced from 2 exons. Lineage: Eukaryota; Metazoa; Arthropoda; Insecta; Diptera; Drosophilidae. The coding region runs from base 24 to 473 and encodes 149 amino acids.